Molecule: messenger RNA, 2629 nt
Organism: Lytechinus variegatus (green sea urchin)
Lineage: Eukaryota; Metazoa; Echinodermata; Echinoidea; Temnopleuroida; Toxopneustidae
Product: cystathionine gamma-lyase-like
Exons: 9
Coding region: 122-1360 (412 amino acids)
Biological process (GO): transsulfuration
Cellular component (GO): cytoplasm
Molecular function (GO): pyridoxal phosphate binding; cystathionine gamma-lyase activity
Source: RefSeq, a predicted model, not a curated record
GGCAGGCGAAGUAUAGCAGACGUUGAAGUUUGCGUGGAAAUCCUGGAAUUGUGAGCCAAGAAUAACCUUGACAUUUCAUCUAAACUUCUAAGAGCAAGCUAACUUUGUCAGUCAACCAAUCAUGGCAACCAAACGACCAAGAAAUGAUGUAAAUGACGAGAAAAAUGGUGCCUUUCCCGAGCCGUAUUUCACCCCGUUUCCUCAUUUUGGUACAGAUGCGAUCCACGCGGGCCAGGACCCCGAGCAGUGGGCGUCCAACGCCGUAGUGCCGCUGAUCUCACUUUCUACAACUUUCAAGCAAGAGGCACCCGGUGUAAUGCCAGGAGGUUAUGAAUACUCAAGAGGAGGAAACCCAACAAGGACAGUCCUGGAGAAAUGUGUGGCAGCCAUUGAAGGGGCUAAACAUGCUCUUGCUUUCAGCUCUGGUCUUGGUGCCACCAUGGCAAUCUGCCACCUGUUGAAAACCGGUGAUCAUCUCAUCGCUAUGGAUGACAUCUACGGGGGAACCAACCGUUACUUCCAGAAGGUCCUCUCUAACUUUGGCGUCCAGGCAACCUUUGUGGAUGCCCGCUACCCUGAGAAGGUGGCAGAAGCCAUGCAAGAAAACACCAAGCUUGUCUGGGUGGAGACACCAACCAACCCUACCUUGAAGCUUGUUGAUAUCGCAGCAGUCAGCGCUAUCGCUCACAGUCAACCUGGUGUCGUCCUUGUAGCAGACAACACCUUCAGUUCACCUUAUUUCCAGAGAGGACUUGAUCUGGGAGCUGAUAUCGUAAUGUAUUCAGCAACCAAGUACAUGAAUGGACAUUCCGAUGUAGUGAUGGGUCUAGUUGCGUGCAAUGAUGAUGAACUUCACAAGAAACUUCACUUUCAGCUCUAUGCUGCCGGGAGCUGUCCGUCACCUUUUGACUGUUUCCUGGUGAACAGAGGGUUGAAGACGCUUCACAUCAGGAUGAAACAGCAUUAUAAGAAUGGUCUAGCUGUCGCUACAUACCUGGAGAGCAAUCCAAGGGUCCGUAAAGUCAUCUAUCCAGGUCUUCCAAGCCAUCCACAGCAUGAUAUCUUUAAGAAGCAGAUGAAGGGCUUCGGAGGCAUGGUGACCUUCUAUCUUCAAGGUGACCUUGAGAACUCAAAGACAUUCCUCCAGAGUGUCAAGGUCUUCACACUGGCAGAGAGUCUUGGGGGAUACGAGUCACUUGCUGAACUACCUGGGGUCAUGACCCAUGCAUCUGUGCCCCCUGAACAGCGAAAGGUUCUUGGUAUAGACAACAGUCUUAUCAGACUUUCUGUUGGGCUAGAGGACACUGAAGACCUCAUCCAGGAUCUGGAACAAGCUCUCAAGAAAGCUGUACCACUAUAGAUAUUGCCCUUCUGUGAGAGAGGUGACAUACCUUGUGUAAAGUAGACUCUGUUGUAAAUUAUUUGUUUCUUUAAUUUCGAAACUAUCAUGGUUGUAAUCUUGAUUUGAACGGGAAGCGAACUAACCAACAAUGUGUGAAGUCUCUCAUUGACUGUGUCUUGUAAAUAGCUAGGCUUGAAAUAUACACGAGAGAUUAUAACAAUUAAUACAGAAAAUAAAUUAACCUACAUGUAUAAUUUCACUGUGGUAUUAAAACAAUACGGUACUUGAGAGGAAAGGUAGCCGCUUUGCUACAUGGUAACUUAAUCAUUGUAAUAUGAAUGCAUCGACAUAAAUCAGUGUGUUGUCAUUCAAAUGGGCCUAUAUUUUGAGACUACAAUGCUCAGAAUGUUGGAUUAUGGGUAAUAAACCUGGUCAGAUAUGAGUAGUUAAGGACUUGAGGUGGGGCUAUUGAUGGUUCAUAUGCCCUUUAAAGUAAUGUUAGCAUAGCUUUUGAUUGAAUUGUGGUUUUGACACCACUAAUGAUUUCUAAUUGUUGUUAGUGUUGGUGUUAGAGUCCAUUUCAAGUGUGUGCAUCAGUCUGUCUCACCCAGUUGGAACACCUGAAUAUUGGUUUACCAAAGUGAUAGCGUAACACCUUUUGACAUCGGUCCUAGCACCAGCACCAUUUCAAGUGUGGUGUUGGUGUCAAUGUCUGCAUCUACAUCAUUGGUGUGAACCAGACUGCCUAACCUGGCACCAGCACUGGAUGUGGAUUUACACUUGAGUGAGGUCAGUCCCAGCAGCACCAGAAUCAAUUUAAGUCAGGUGCUGUCGCUGGUGUCAAAAUAGUCUUAACACCAUCACUAGCUGUCAAUACCAUCUAUGAAAUCUGGGGAGUGUUUCUCUAAGCAUCUAGUCAGUGAGCCAUCACUGACUAACUUGUUUUGAGCCAAUCACAUGAAAGGAUUUCAGUAGCUUAUAACAUCAGUCAGUGAACAAUCAUUGACGAUUUCUUUCAUGAAAUUCUCCCCACAUGUAUUUAUUGUGCUCACUGUACAGGAAACUCAUUACAUGAUCCUUGUGUGUGAUGAUAAAAAUAGCACUACAUCACAAGACGAAAUUGAGUCGCAUAUUGCCUGUUCACAAUCCUACACACUUGUAUACUAUUAAAACUAAACAAUUUGUAUACUGCAUCCUUCCUCUCACUUCAAAAGUUAUUCGAAAAUGGGGGAUUUUUUUUUAUUACUUCAAUUAAUGAGAAAAAUAAAAUGUAUCGCAUGAAGUAUG